CGGCGACUUGAAGCUCCGCCUUCUUCUUCUUCUUCUUCCGCUGAGCCUCCUCUCAGGAGAGAGGGAAAAAAACGACGUUUUCUCAGACAAACGGAUGCACCUUCUGCGCAGGCGCAGCAGGAUCGAGGCUGUUUUGGAGGCAAAUCCCUGACCGAUGUCCGUCCCGGAGGAGCGCGCGGUGGCCGCGCUGGAGGCCACAUAAGCGGCGGUCCGGCGGCAGCGCUCCUGCAUGCGGAGCUCCUGCUCCACGCCAGCUCGUGUUGGAGGGCCACACUGGGGGGUCGCAGGCGGCUGUGAGGGGAAGCAGCGUCCCCCCGCUGCCCGCCUCCCUGGAGCAGCAGCAGCACCGCAGACAGCGACCAUGACGCGGCUGCGCAGGAAGGCUCUGGUCGCCCUCUUCCUCUUCACGCUCUUCAUCUUCGGGACCAUGAUGGGGCUCAGGACGCUGAAGCCCAGCGACGGCUUCUCGGACUUGGCUCCCGGCCUGGACUCCAUCGGGGAGAGGUCCGAGAGGAGGCGGCAGGAGGCGGGGGACGUGGGGGUGUCGCCGGGCCACUUCCACGAGGGCGGCAGUGACACGAAGGUGGUUUUCAGCAAAUCCGACCGCGACUACAGCAUUUUCUACGACGUGCACAUCUUCUACUACCUGUGGUACGGUUCUCCCAGCGUGGACAACAAGUACAUCCACUGGGACCAUGUGAUGGUCCCGCACUGGGACCCGAAGAUCGCAGCCAGCCACGCUCAAGGAAAGCACACCCCCCCAGAGGACGUUGCCUCCAGUUUUUACCCUGAACUGGGACCCUACAGCUCCAGGGACCAGAAGGUGCUGGAGUCCCACAUGUCCCAGAUAGAAGCGGCUGCAGCAGGCGUAGUGGUGUUGUCAUGGUAUCCUCCCGGGGUGGCUGACGACCACGGUGAGCCCACCGAGGACCUGGUUCCCGCUGUCAUGGACGCCGCCCACAGACACAGCAUCAAGGUGGCCUUCCACAUUCAGCCGUACAAAGGAAGGACGGACCAGAGCAUGCAUGACAACAUCAGAUACAUCAUCGACAGGUAUGGAAAACAUGCUGCCUUUUACAGAUUCAGGACCAGCACAGGAGAAGUCCUGCCGCUCUUUUACAUCUACGACUCCUACCUGACCCCGUCGGAGUCCUGGGCGGAGCUUCUCACAGCUAAAGGCUCCAGGAGCAUCAGAGGCACGCCAUACGAUGGGAUUUUCCUCGCCCUCAUUGUCGAGGAGCGCCACAAGUAUGACAUUUUGGCCAGCGGCUUCAACGGCGUGUACACCUACUUUGCUUCCAACGGCUUCUCGUUUGGCUCCUCCCACCAGAACUGGAAGGCCAUCAAGGCCUUCUGUGACACAAAUAAUCUACUGUUCAUCCCUAGUGUGGGUCCAGGUUACAUCGACACCGCCGUGCGUCCGUGGAACAACCACAACACCCGAAACCGGGUCAACGGGCGUUACUAUGAGACGUCCUUGCAGGCCGCCCUGUCCAUCAGGCCAGAAAUAGUCACCAUCACGUCCUUCAACCAAUGGCACGAAGGCACGCAGAUAGAAAGGGCCGUGCCCAAGAAAACAGUCACACGUUUGUAUCUGGACUACCAGCCGAACCAGCCAGACCACUUCCUGCAGCUCACCCGGCAGUGGGCCGAGACUUUCAACAAAGAGAAGGACAAGUGGCUGAUGUGAGCCUCAGUCUCUGAGAAAACCUCUUCUUUCCGUGACCAAUAGGUCAAAAGCUACUUCGCUGCAGCCAGUCGUCUUUUCCUGAUUGCAUUAUGAUGGUUAGAAGAAGUCCAGUUUCUCCAGGUUCUAAUUUUCCCCUGAUGAUGAGGACACUCUAUGGAGAAAUAUUCUUUUUAAUUAUUUUGCAGUUGUUAAAUGAUCUCCACACAUGUAGAUAUGUUUUACAAACAAAAUUUGUGGAUCUGUUAAAAACUUUGAGAAUCAUUUGGUGAUUUUGUAAUACGGUUUAGUCUUUGUGUAAACACACAUACAGCGAUACAUUGGUUUUGCUCACGUAGAAAAAAAAGCCUUUCCUGUCUUCAGACAUUUUUACAUGUCCUCAUAACAGCAUAUAAACACCCACAAGAGUGUUUUCUUUGGAGGGGUGGGGCUUACAAACAUAAACUUAAGUCCCAUUUUCUGACUUUUGACAGGAAUAUUUCAUCUGAAUAGAUCAAAUACUCAACACAUUUCUCCAGUCAGCAGCCAGUCGGUGUAUCACCUCUCACUAGAUUACAAAAUGUUACUCUAUUUAAUGUAAAUGAGUGUUUUUCCAUUUGUUUCUUGUGUUAUGUAGCUAAAAACUAGGAGAAAUUCUUGAACUUUUAGCUACCAAAGCAAGUUUAACAGAUUUCUUUUAUUUUGUUUGGGAUAAUCCUGACCACACCAUGCUUUUGCUGUCUGUGUUUCAAAUAGUUUUGGAUUUUCUGCUCCAAGUAUAAAUCAGUCUCCGUAAAGAUGAUCUGAACAAUGAGAUGAAACGGUGAGCAGGGCAAACACUGGGGAGACUUUUCUGUCAUUUAGAACCUCAAAGUUCAUCCUCAGCCACUUGCUUUGUUUUUCAGCACUUCUUUUUAAAUUCAUUUAUUUUAAAUUUGUAUAUGUUUCCAACUUUUCUGUCUGUUUUUUUCUAUAAAUUGAAAUAAACUUUGAUUCAAUCCAGGUAAAGACA
Messenger RNA from Oryzias latipes (Japanese medaka), 2678 nucleotides. RefSeq names its product mannosidase endo-alpha like (gene maneal). Gene Ontology annotation, molecular function: alpha-mannosidase activity. NCBI's taxonomy places the organism in Eukaryota, Metazoa, Chordata, Actinopteri, Beloniformes, Adrianichthyidae. The record is from RefSeq and is a predicted model, not a curated record.